AUGUCGAUGCCAGACAUCCUGGAUCUACACAUGAACAACAGCACACUCAAAGAAAUAAUGUCAAAGAAUACAGGAGAAAACACGUGGCUUUUAGGUGACGCUGGAUUACCGUUGGAGACAUUUCUUAUGACUCCAUUUCGAGCCGCAGAAAGCGGCAGCCCAGAAUGCAGACACAAUAAAGUGCAUUGCAAAGCCAGGAAAAUAAUAGAGCGAACUUUUGGUAUUUUGAAGUCGAAAUUCAGAUGCUUAUCUUCCGAGCGUGGGCUUCAUUACGCACCAGAGCAAGCGACUGUAAUAAUAAAUUCAUGUUGUGCCAUUUAUAACAUUGGACGUCGCUAUGAUUCUCAUUUUACAGACUGCGAUACCGAAACUGAUAUUGCAGAGAUGGAG
This is a messenger RNA of Rhagoletis pomonella (apple maggot), 390 nucleotides long. Its product is annotated as putative nuclease HARBI1. The record is from RefSeq and is a predicted model, not a curated record. NCBI's taxonomy places the organism in Eukaryota, Metazoa, Arthropoda, Insecta, Diptera, Tephritidae. The annotation marks the transcript as partial. The transcript is spliced from 2 exons.